AUGCGAGAGCCUCCCUACGACGUGGAAACCACUUCAAUGUCUUGGAAGUUGGAAAAUGCAAAAUCCAACUGUAGACUUCUUUUUCGUACUCUGCAUGUAGAGGGUGUGCAGCGAAACCGGUUAGCCGUGCGAAACGUUAUAAGAAAAACAAAGAUGGUUUCUCCGAAGACACUACGCCGAUGGGAGAAGGGUCGGAUAACACUCACACCGCACGGACGUUCCAUGGGCCAUGCAAAAAACAACCUUUUGUGCAGGUUUCGAGAGGGGGAAACCCCAAAUAAAAAGGUCGACUUCAAUAUAUUGCAGCAUUUCUGCCACAAACGACACCAACCACCCCACCGCCGCGCCACGGGGGCAACUGCCGCGAGCACGGAUAGGACGACAAGUGGUAGCUUGCUGGGGGAAACGGGGCCCGGUCGUCAGUGGACUCUCAGCAAGCACCUUGAAAAUGUGCCGCGGUACCGAACUCCUCAGUUUAAGGAAUUUCAUUUGCGCUGCCAGAGCCUGCACCAUCCUGCCAGUCUAAGGUCUCCUUUAUUCACUCUCACUUCUUAA
This is a messenger RNA of Trypanosoma brucei brucei TREU927, 555 nucleotides long. RefSeq lists its product as hypothetical. Lineage: Eukaryota; Euglenozoa; Kinetoplastea; Trypanosomatida; Trypanosomatidae. The record is from RefSeq and is a predicted model, not a curated record. The transcript has a single exon. The coding region runs from base 1 to 555 and encodes 184 amino acids.